Molecule: messenger RNA, 1701 nt
Organism: Syzygium oleosum
Lineage: Eukaryota; Viridiplantae; Streptophyta; Magnoliopsida; Myrtales; Myrtaceae
Product: probable aspartic proteinase GIP2
Exons: 1
Coding region: 275-1516 (413 amino acids)
Biological process (GO): proteolysis
Molecular function (GO): aspartic-type endopeptidase activity
Source: RefSeq, a predicted model, not a curated record
UUCGACUAAUGAAGAAGUCAUCACAGCUACAGCUAGAUACCAGCAAUUGCCUGUUUCAGUAGCUCUGGUCAGAAUCAGUUGAAGUCUUCUGCUCGCGUUAGCACGCUGUUUAUCAUGAGGAUAUGCUCUCUAGUCCCAGUGAAGUACCUACUCUCCUUGAUCGAUCAAGAAGUCAAAGCUUAUAUCUUUCCCUAUAAAUAGCCACCUGCUCCAAUCACCCAAAAUCAUCCCUCAAGGCCUGAACACUGAUCCAAUCCAAGAAAAGAGAGAAAAAAUGCAUCUGGUUCAAGCUUUAGUGCUCCUCGCACUUGCCCUUGCCUGCUGUCGUGUUUCAGCAUUUCGGCCCUACAAAUCCCUAGUUGCACCCAUCACCAAAGACACCACCACUUCUCUCUACUCCACCACCUUCAACUUCCACGAGAACUAUGUCGUCGAUCUCGGCGCUCCGUUUUCUUGGUCCACUUGCCCGUAUAAGCACCCUCUCGUGACUUGCAGGUCUGCGCCAUGCGAGUCGGCGAGGUCCUACCUCUCCCCGCUUUGUCCUCCAUCCAGCAGCUCCACCAACAACCUUUGCCAAAAUUGCAUCACGACUCCCGUCAACCCACUUACCAAAACUUGCGCUCUCUCUGACCUCACACACAAGAACAUCGCCCUUUACGUAACAAAUGGCGGACACCCGACUAGUUCUAUAACUUUAAAUGACAUAUACAUGUCUUGUGCUCCUGGGUACCUUUUGAAGUCUCUUCCUUCGGGCGCUACCGGUUUGGCUUCCCUUUCGUGGGCUCCUCUCGCUCUUUCUACACAACUAGCCCCUCCUUAUCUGGGAAUAACCAAGAGAUUCGCAAUGUGUCUUCCUAGUGUUCCUAAUGUUAAGGGCACGCUUUUCUUUGGAAACGGCCCAUAUUUCUUUAGGAGCCCUGCCUUGGUUGAUGUAUCCAGAUUUCUUUCCUACACCCCAUUGAUAAAGAACCCUAAAUCAUCUGACUACUACAUCGGCCUCGACAGCAUAUCAAUUGCUGGGAAGGCGGUCCGUAUCCCGAGAAACGCAUUUUCCAUUGAUUCUGUUGGCCGAGGUGGCACGGUGCUGAGCACUGUGAUUCCUUACACUAUCCUCAGGAGUGAUAUAUAUAACGUCUUCGUCGAGGAGUUCAAGAUAGCCACCAAGGGCAUUCCUCAAGCGAAAAGGGUGAAGCCCUUCGAGUACUGUCUCAAGUCAAGCGCGAUUGCGUCGACUCGGGUAGGUUUACAGGUUCCCCAGAUUAGUCUGCAAGUGGCGAGUGGGAAGACCUGGACAAUCUACGGAGCAAACUCGAUGAAGCAAGUGAGCAAGGAUGUGGCCUGCCUGGCCUUCGUGGACGGAGGAAAGGCAGCCAAGCAUGCAGUGGCGAUCGGGUCUUACCAAAUGGAGGACAACUUCCUCGUGUUCGAUCUGGCUCAAUCAACAUUCGGGUUCAGUUCCUCGCUGCUGGGCUACACCACUACUUGCGCCAACUUCGACUUCACAGUUAAACCUUGAUGAGAUCUGUUUAAGUUGGUGUGGCCCUCAAAGGAACAAGUACCUUUGUGUGCAAUAAUGCCGUGUGCUUGUGUGUUUGUUAUUUCUGGUUGUGUGAAAGAAUAAGAAAUAAUAAUGUAGCCCCUAACCAAAAAUAGUAAGUAGCUAACUUUGGUUUUUGGGCAAAUUAGGCAUCUUCUUGUCUA